UGGCAGCUUCCUUCUACGAGUGAGUUCAUAGGAUUCUCAUCAUUUGAGUGGCUGGCUUCCUCUCGGGAUGGACGGACCCUUUAAGACUCCGCGAGGUCCGAGCAAGCUCAGUUCGAAGUACAAAAGGAUCCUGGCUUCUCGUAAUCCCGACGAAUCCAUGGUUUUGGCUGGUAAUCUCGGUCCAAUCCAACCUCCUCAACCGCCAGAUGCGAUUCGUUGGGAAUCCACCCUCAAUCUUCAUCGUCGCCGUUUGAAAUCGCCCCUGCCCCACCCGAUCGUCUCCGAAUCCUCCAUCAAUGACCCUGUGCUGAUCCCAAUGGCCACUUCCCACCAACCUCACCGGAUUCCUCGUCCAGAUUUCCAGGAUUUGGACGGAGUCUCCAUUUUCACCGAGGAUCAAACCCUGUAUCAUUCGGCACACGAGGAGCCAUUGUGCUCCUCGUCAGCCUCAGACACGCCUUUGGACGCCCAUAUCUUUUUCAGUGUGGAUCGAAGGCGCUCUUUGGCCUUUCAGCGACGACAACCUAAGCCGAUUUGGGCCUCGGACAGCGAAGAUGAGUCUCUCGAGCCUAAAAAUCGCCGUCAAUCGGUCUUGGGACGCAAUCCUGUCAUCUUAUUGUCUUCGGAGAGCGAUUCGGAGGAGGACGUGCCUCCGAUCCCGCCUCCUGAUUUGACGGACCCGAGCAAGGAACGCCUGGUCGGCCAAUGGGUCCAGACCAGUCCGUUUCACUCGCCUCAACCCUUAAGUUUGUCGGAUUUUGAGGCUGAUGUGGAAGAUGAGAGUGAUGAGGAAGAACCUGCGGCUAAUCAAGAUAGUCCAUUGACAUCUGAAGCUACCAGUAAACGACUCUCGUGGGCCGAGAAUUGUGAGGGAUACCCCAAGAAUAAUCAGCAGAGUUUUUCCCAUCAAACCUCGUUCCCGACCGUAUUAGACGAGUCAUGUGGCCCAUCCAGUGAUGCUCAGAGUGAUCCGGAUUCUGAUUUAACGAAAGACCGUUUUUCGAAAGCGCUGCAAGUGUCUCUCACCACGGAAGAUGAAGAACAAGAUCCGGAAGUGACCCAAGACACAGUCAGUUUGGAGCCCAGCUUACUAGGAACAGAACCUCUUCACUUGCACUUAACGUUGUCCACUCAAUGUUCCACCCCUCCAGUCACUGAGAAGUCCAUUGAGGAGACCAAGGAAUCGAGUAGUCCCGAAGAAGAGACCCGAUUUCAGCAAUUUCUUCAAAAGCUCAAACGAGAUCGGGAGGAACGGGCUUUUCGAGAAGAGAAUACUCAACGACCCAUCGAGGAUUUCUUGGUCAAUGAUAGCGAUGAAGAGGCUCUGAUGCCAGUAGGUUCGCCCCCCAAAUCACGAUAUUUUCAAGAACCGAUUGCUCUAUCGAGUUCCGAUGACCGUUCGGAGUCAUCUCCGUUCAAAUCGAAAAAUCGGAACAGAAAGUCGCCGCCGAAGAAUAGAGUGUUGAGCGAAUCUGAAGAAACCGAUGAAUCGUACAAAUCCAUAUUGAAGACCUUACCCACCGAUGAACGAAAGGUGAAAACAUCGGUCGAAUCCCUAGCCGAAAGUUCGACAAUUUCAACCAUUGUCAUUAGUGACUCAGAUGACGAAAACAAAGAAAACCAGCUGCCAGAUAUUCCUUUGCCUCGAUGCAAACCGAAGAAAAUUGUAAAACCAAAGAAACCCACUAAAACGGUGAAGACGAAGGACCCUGCCACUAAACCCAACCGUUUGAAGCCCAUAUCAACAACUUUGAGCUUCAUGGAAUCACUGUCCCUUCCAUAUGCUACGGAAAGAUGCCACCCAGAUGCCACCAAGUACCUCACCAAGUUCCAGACCCAUCGAGAUGAACUCGCCAGGAAACUGUACAAACUGUUUAAUGAACAGAUCUUUGCCAUGUCCCUGCCUACGGACAUGGAGCUGAUGUGGAGUCCACGCCUCCUAAAGACAGCUGGACGAUGUUGGCAAAAGUCGAGACUAAUUCGAGGCGACCCUCAUCGCUUCAGUUCCAUUGAGUUGUCAUCCAAGGUUCUGGACUCCAGUGACCGAUUACGAGACACACUCAUCCAUGAGAUGUGCCAUGCUGCAGCCUGGAUCAUAUCGGGUUAUCGAGACGGACACGGUCCAAUUUGGAGAGAUUGGGCCAAUCGGAGCAUGAGGGAGUUCCCAGAACUGCCCAUUAUCAACCGUUGUCAUAACUACGCCAUACGGACCAAGUUCACGUAUCGAUGUGUGAAAUGUGGAUAUCAAUUGGGUCGCCACUCAAAAUCGUUGGACACGGAUCGGAAAGUGUGCGGGCUUUGCCGCGGACGGUUCGAGUUGUUGGUGAACCGGAAAGCCGGAGCUAAUACAGAGACCCCGGGUCGACGAGUCGAGCCCACCACGCCCAGAACGCCCAAUAAGUUUGCUCUUUUCGUGAAGGAGAACUACAAGCAUGUUCGAUUACCGGGCGUGGAUCAUAGGGACGCUAUGAUGAUGCUCAGUUCUCAGUUUGCGUUAUCGAAGAUCUGUUAAUGGAUUGGCAUCCAUCUUGGAAGUCUUUUUUUCUUCAAUGCAUUACAGAUUGAAUUACGGUUGCGAAGAUACCUCUCCAAACAGUGUCUUCUCUACGAGGCCCCGUGAAUUAAAGUAAAUGACUUGGCGCAUGCAUUUCGAAUGCAAGUUCUGGAUCAAGGAAUGCUUGGAUUUCAACAAUCUCAUAAAAUAUUUGAAUUGAUAUCUUGCUCUUUUUUAUAUCUUCGUGUCACAUUGGAAUAAUAAAGUCGAUCUCACGACGAUGCACACA
This is a messenger RNA of Tigriopus californicus, 2783 nucleotides long. RefSeq names its product germ cell nuclear acidic protein-like. The transcript has 2 exons. Bases 68 to 2512 code for a protein of 814 amino acids. The record is from RefSeq and is a predicted model, not a curated record. Gene Ontology annotation, cellular component: nucleus. Lineage: Eukaryota; Metazoa; Arthropoda; Copepoda; Harpacticoida; Harpacticidae.